Molecule: messenger RNA, 1103 nt
Organism: Sorex araneus (European shrew)
Lineage: Eukaryota; Metazoa; Chordata; Mammalia; Eulipotyphla; Soricidae
Gene: MEOX1
Product: mesenchyme homeobox 1
Exons: 3
Coding region: 1-753 (250 amino acids)
Biological process (GO): positive regulation of transcription by RNA polymerase II
Cellular component (GO): nucleus
Molecular function (GO): DNA-binding transcription factor activity, RNA polymerase II-specific; RNA polymerase II cis-regulatory region sequence-specific DNA binding
Source: RefSeq, a predicted model, not a curated record
AUGGAUCCCAUGGCCAGCAGCUGCAUGCGGAGUGCUCACCCCCCGGCCCCGGUCUGGGGCUGCCUCCGUAACCCCCACGCGGAAGGCGGCGGGGCCUCGGGACUCCCCCACUACCCGCCAACCCCGUUCUCCUUCCACCAGAAGCCAGAUUUCCCGGCGGCGGCGACAGCAGCGUACCCCGAUUUCUCAGCCUCCUGCUUAGCAGCCACCCCACACAGCUUACCCCAGGAGGAGCACCUCUUUGCUGAACAGCACCCAGCCUUUCCGCAGCACUUCCCCGUCUCUGACGCCCCACGCAAGCUCACCCCGGGUCCUACUGGCAGCUCCCAGGACAUGGGGGCCAGCAGCCCCGGCCUGGUAGAUGCCAGGGGAGCCGCCGGUGAGGACUACGAGGGCCCCGGGAGCACUGGCAGUGAGACGGAGAAGAAGGCAACCAGGCGGAAGAAGGAGAGUUCAGACAACCAGGAGCCCCGAGGGAAGGCGGAGGGCGGCAACAAGGCCCGCAAGGAGAGGACAGCCUUCACCAAAGAGCAGCUGCGGGAGCUGGAGGCCGAGUUCGCCCAUCACAACUACCUGACCCGGCUCCGGAGAUACGAGAUCGCCGUCAACCUGGACCUCUCCGAGCGGCAGGUCAAAGUGUGGUUCCAGAACCGAAGGAUGAAGUGGAAGCGCGUGAAGGGGGGUCAGCCCAUCUCCCCCCAUGAGCAAGACCCCGAGGACGGGGACUCCGCGGCCUCUCCAAGUUCAGAGUGAGAUUCUCCAGAGGGAAAAAACAGACGAGGACUGCACCCCUCCUGCUCCCGCCCUGCCCCUCCCCCCAGUCCUCCUCCACCUUCUCCCGCCUCCUCAGAGCAGCCUCUCCACAUCUUGAAAUGACUCUUGAAGAUGAACCUGCCCAGUGUUUCCGGGAGCCCAGAAAGUUCCUUCCAGCAUUGCUCCUCGAAGCCCCUUUUCUUCCCACAGCUCUCCUGGAGUCAGAUCUUUGCCCAGUGUAGACCCCACUUCUCUGCAAAUCCUUGCCAUCCUCCACUCCUCCUCCCCCUCCUCCAUGCUGACACCACCAGCAGCAGAAGGGGGAAGGAUUGCCCCCCCCAGGCACGUGA